Humulus lupulus (European hop) is the source of this 856-nucleotide messenger RNA. RefSeq lists its product as uncharacterized. The record is from RefSeq and is a predicted model, not a curated record. Gene Ontology annotation, molecular function: protein phosphatase 1 binding; protein phosphatase regulator activity. The transcript has a single exon. NCBI's taxonomy places the organism in Eukaryota, Viridiplantae, Streptophyta, Magnoliopsida, Rosales, Cannabaceae. Gene Ontology annotation, cellular component: plasma membrane. The coding region runs from base 1 to 720 and encodes 239 amino acids.
AUGCAGUGUUCUGUGAUACGUUAUUUAGCAAAAUUAGGAGAAAAAGAAAGGUUGGAAAACAGAUUUGACAGUGAAAUUACAAGGUCAAGCUUACUACUCAAGCAUGGUCCACCAACAAGUGAAGAUGAAGAACAUGAAAAACAUAGGAAAGAAGAUAGUAACAACAGCAAUAAGUCUUGGGAUAAGAACCUACUCGAAGUCAACUUGUUAGUGGCCACAAUCAUAGCCAGCAUCACAUUUGCCGCAGCUGUUUCAAUGCCUGGGGGCUACGGCAACCCAGAUGGCCUGCAAAACUUACGAAAAAAACUCAAAUUCAAGUACUUUUUGGCAUUUGAUUCGGUGGCUUUUGGCUUGGCAGCUGCCUCUAUGAUUAUCCACUUUCUGUUUGUGUCCAUUUCAAAACUGUUGGGGAGAACUUUAUCCUAUCCUUUUAAGACAAUAAUGGUAUUGACAUACUCUUCCAUUGGAUGUACAGUGUGUGCAUUCAUUGCAGCCAUUCAAGCUUCACUCGAACUCGAACAAACGGACAAACCAACAUCUGAGUCUCUUCAAGCAAUCUACGCUGCCCUCUCUUUCAUUAUCCCGGUCUUUAUUUAUGCCAUUUCUGUUGUUGUUAGAUGUCACCGCCACGGCUACUAUGUUAUGUGCACAAGAAUGUACAUCAAGGCCUCGUUAGCAAGAACGAUCAGAUCAAUUAUAUGUAGUCAGGGUCGGCCGUGAAUUGUUGUGUGGGGUCCUAGACACAAAUUUGGCAUGCCUGUGCCCAGAGCUCAGAGCUCGGAGCUCGGCCUGUAUGUAGAUGUAUUUCCCCCUUUUUUUUUUCUUAAUUUUAUAGUGUCUUUUGUUAAUUAAACCA